AUGUACCUCGGUCAAGUGAAUCAGGGCAUCAAGCACGAGCAUGCCCAAAAGGUCGCCGCUUUCCUCCAGGUCUUUUCAAAACACUCUGAAAAGCUUCUAAUGGAGACCAAGGAGAACGUCAGGGAGAUCGAGGAAACAUGCCAUGCCAGACUUCAGUCGCCAUGGAAUGAGAUUGUGUUCCAUCACAUCAUGGCUUGCAAGGGUGUCGAGGCUGUCGACUUUGUGUCUGCCUAUGGAGACCAAAACAUGGCCGUUACAAUUUUCUUGCGUGAAUUCCCUAAUAUGACCAACUGGCCUUUGGAGAUCUUGUACAUCCUCAAUGCCGAUCUUGGACGUCUGGCUGUCCAAGCUGAUAAGCAAUUGGAGCGAAGGGGCGAGAAGCCAUCAAAGUUGGAGGACUGUGCGAGAGUAAUCAACAAGGCAUUCAGUAUUUGCAUCACAGACAGGACCUACUUCAAGUUGAAGUCGCAUAAUUUGUGCAAGAAUAUUCUGCGUGCCGUGAAAGCGGCUGAUUUGCCAGAGCUGGAACAAUUCCCAAUGGCGCAUCAGGUCACGAUCCGCUACUAUACAGGAGUUCUUUCGUUCUUCAACGAUGACUUUAAAAAGGCGGAAACAGAUCUGCAGUUUGCAUUUGAUCAUAUCCCACCCAAAUUUCACCACAACCGACGCUUGGUCCUUCACUACUUGAUCCCGACUCGCCUGUUGCAUGGAUCGCUUCCUCAGACCCGUCUCCUCGAGGAAUUUCCAGAACUUUCGGCGCUCUACCGACCCCUGGCAUUGGCGAUCAAGAGUGGAAAUGUGCAGUUGUUUGACGAGGCCUUGUCGAUUGGCGGAAGUCGACUGAUUGGACUGGGUACCUAUCUGACUGUCGAGCGGUCUCGAGGUGUUGCUGUUCGUGUCCUCUUCAAGAAAGUGUUUACGUUGAUGGACAAGACGAACAAGUUGAACAUUGACCAGUUCCAGAAGGCGUUGGCCUUUGUGGGUGUCAAUGUGGAUGAUGAGGAAGUCGAAUGCAUGCUUGCCAACAUGAUCUAUAAGGGAUACAUUCGUGGAUAUCUUUCGCAUGAGAAGAAGGUCCUCGUGCUCAGUCAGAAAGAUCCCUUCCCGAGCUUGGAAUCGCUGCAGUAA
Messenger RNA from Linnemannia hyalina, 1128 nucleotides. Lineage: Eukaryota; Fungi; Mortierellomycota; Mortierellomycetes; Mortierellales; Mortierellaceae. The record is from the annotation of a GenBank genome assembly.